AUGGCCCCAUCAAUAGCUAAAGAUGCUCUCGGCUCGGGCUCAAGCCCAGCAACAAAUUCCACAGCGCGAAAUCCCUUUGAAACUCUCAUCUCAGAUCUCUCCAAGAUUCUAGGUCCAUCGUCCGGUUUAGACUCCUCAGACAUAGAUGUCCUGCAACUGCAGAAAUUGAUGGAGAACUACAUAUCAUCAGAAAAAGACUGGGAGAAGUAUGCUUUUGAGGACUUGAGUCGCGGGUACACCAGGAAUUUAGUCGACGAGGGGAAUGGAAAGAGUAAUCUGUUGAUUCUUGUCUGGACACCCAGCAAAGGCAGCCCAGUCCAUGAUCACGCUGACGCCCACUGCCUCAUGAAAGUCCUCAAAGGCAAACUGAAAGAAACUCGUUUCGACUACCCUCGCAACAACGCUACAGCUCCGCAAGUCAUCAAAGAGACAAUUUAUCACCAAGGUGAAGUCACGUACAUGGCUGAUGAGCUGGGACUACAUAAGAUUUCGAAUCCAGACGAGAAGGAGACUGCAGUGAGCUUGCAUCGUAAGUACCUUCGAUUGAAGUGGAAGAGAGAACUGCUUUGGGGAACUUGA
This is a messenger RNA of Cadophora gregata, 579 nucleotides long. Its product is annotated as Cysteine dioxygenase. Gene Ontology annotation, molecular function: cysteine dioxygenase activity; ferrous iron binding. Gene Ontology annotation, biological process: L-cysteine catabolic process. The coding region runs from base 1 to 579 and encodes 192 amino acids. NCBI's taxonomy places the organism in Eukaryota, Fungi, Ascomycota, Leotiomycetes, Helotiales, Ploettnerulaceae. The transcript is spliced from 2 exons. The record is from RefSeq and is a predicted model, not a curated record.